Messenger RNA from Mytilus californianus (California mussel), 4098 nucleotides. Its product is annotated as PDZ domain-containing protein 8-like. Bases 22 to 3597 code for a protein of 1191 amino acids. Gene Ontology annotation, cellular component: mitochondria-associated endoplasmic reticulum membrane contact site. The transcript has 21 exons. The record is from RefSeq and is a predicted model, not a curated record. Gene Ontology annotation, biological process: mitochondrial calcium ion homeostasis. Lineage: Eukaryota; Metazoa; Mollusca; Bivalvia; Mytilida; Mytilidae. Gene Ontology annotation, molecular function: protein binding; lipid binding.
AUGGUGAGCUGAAGAAGUGGAAUGUUGGUAGCAUUGUGUCUUGCCUCUUUCAUUAUUGGUGUUGUGGUUACCAUUCUAAUCCAGACAUUUGUCAUCAGAAGACGACUUCUUGCCAUUCCUUUAGAACCAAUUCCCCACAAGCCACAGUUCUGUCAAUAUAAAUUGCCAAAGGAAUUGUUGGCAGUAAUACGUGACCAGGACCAGAAAGGAUUGAAAGAAUCAUGUAUAGCAUUAAAUUUGGUCAUACAGUUUUUAUUCAAAGAGCUACGAGAUACAAAUCGUGUUCGAAGAUGGGUAACAAAGAAAAUGAACAUAGAAUUCAACGAUAUGCUUCAGAGUACAACAGGAAAAUUAAUAGAAAAAAUAACAUUAAGAGAUUUCAAUUUAGGACCAACAUUUCCUGUUAUAAAUUGUGUUACUGUAGACACAGUAAAACUCUCAGAGGAUGAAUCACUAGAGGAAUUAGACAUUAUGGCAGAUCUUGAUUAUACUGGUGGAUUUCAACUCGCCAUAGAAAUAGAUCUAGUUUUUAAAAAGUGGGCAUAUUUAUCUGUUACGGUUACAAAAUUGAAGGGCAUUGGCAGGUUACAGUUUACACGUAAUCCUUACACACACUGGUCUUUUACAUUUUAUGAGAAUCCAGUUGUAGAAUUUGAGGUGGAAUCCAAAUUUGGAGGCCGUCCUGUACCACAAGUUACCUCUCUGAUCAUUAGUCAGAUAAAGAGAAUUCUUAGAAAAAGACACACACUGCCUCAUUACAAGAUGAGAUAUAAGCCAUUUUUUAUCCCUCCUGACGAAUCCUAUAAUCCAAAAGACAUUUCUUUAAAAGGAAAUCUAAUAGGUGAAGGCCAGCUGGAGGUGAAGGUCAUUAAUUGCUCCGGUUUGUUAGUAGAGCAUGCUGAGAGAUAUCUAUUUUGUACUCUGAGUGUUGACAAAUUACGAUGGCUUGAGUAUGAAGAGUUAAGAAAGAAAGUAUGGGUAGUGUACGAAGUGAAGAUAAUAAAAGGAACAGCACAAUCCAUAGGACUUACUUUUAAAGAUGAUUUCAUGUUGGAGAAGUAUGAAGAUGUGGUUGUCGUUGACAACGUAACUCCUAAUUCCCCUGCUUCAGCCACUGAUAUUAGGAAGGGUGAUGUAUUAGUAAGUGUAGGCAUGACAAGGAUAACAUCAGUAAAACAAGCUGGAAAAAUUCUUAGAAAUGUAAAUGACAGUGUUAUGCUUAGAUUGGAGAGAGCCAAAACUGGGUCUUCUGAAGAUUAUAUAAAGGUACCAGAUUCUGAUAGUAGCAAAAUAAAGGAUCCUGCAGUAAAAGAUGAUUAUGUUAACAUUGUUAUUAAACCAUGUGAUUCAGAUGAUAAACAAAGAGAAACAGGAAAUUCUUUAUCAUCCAAUCAAAUCAGCAGAGACAGAAAUUUCAAAUCUUUAUCAACUCCAAGUAGCCCCCAUAGAAAGGUUUUGUCAUUGGUCACCACAGGGAAAGAGUACUUAAGAAGGAGGGUGAAAAGUCACACUGUGUCGGAGGGUUCUGUCUCCAUGACAACAAGUAGCCAAUCAGACUUGAAUAUUCCUAAAUCACCAACAGGUCACAGAAUCUCAAAAUCAAUGGAUUCUAGACAGUUGACUAGAACCAUUAAUGGACAGGAUUUAGAAGAUGACCAGCCUUCAGAACUUCCAAUAGUCACUCAAUCUGGAGAUUUCUUUAAAAAUCGUACGAACAGUGAUCCAGGCUUUGUUUUGCUCAAUAGUGAUGAUUCAGCAUCAGAGGAUGAAGAUGAAGAUCAGGAUCAGACAGCUAAGGAACAGGAAGUCAAUUCAUUACCACAAGAUGGCAUUAGUAUUAAAUUGGAGGAUGUUGAAAAGCAAGGUCUUGCUGACAUGAAAAAAACUAAAGAAGUCAAGGCGCAAAAAAAUCCAGACUGGAAUGAAGACUUUGUGUUUUAUACAAGUCCAGAGGAUAAAUAUCUCAAUGUUUGUGUCUGGUGUAGGGUACCACCAAAACUUGAUAAACAUGAAAAAGUAAUCAAACCUGGUAGAGAAACUUUGAUAGGGCAUAUCAGUUUGCCAUUAGCAGAUAUAUCUUUAGAUUGUUUAUUGACAAUUCAGAGAGAUUCACAAAGAUGUGUUAAUUUAGUUCCCCCAGAAAAUAUAGCUGGGGUUAGUCGAACAAAGUUCCAGGAAUAUAUGAGCCAUCCAGGAUUUGAUCAUAGAAUGUGCCAUGGUGAUAUCACCCUUGGGUUUAAGUAUGGAUCAAGUCAGUCACCAGAUACAGAGAGAAGAGUUCCUGAAGUCAAGGUCAUCUCAGACAAGGAAAGUUCUGAAGAGUUUGUUUCGUUACCAGAUUCACAAUUGUUAGGACAAAAAAGCAGAUUAGAGAUUGGUAAACAUGACUUUACAGCUACCCAGUUUACUUCAGCUACUUACUGCCAUUUCUGUGGGAAAAAGAUAUGGUUAAAAGAUGCCUUCCUUUGUUGUAUGUGUUCAAUGAUUUGUCAUAAGAAAUGUGUUGUCAGAUGUCAGACACAGACACUCUGUACAAAGGAUGGUGCUAUGAUGAGGUCUAAUCCUCAAGACAAAUGGAAAGCUCCAAUACCAGAAUCUAGAAGAAGACAAAGCCAUAAAUCUGGAGCUGUUGGAAUUCUGAGUAAAUUCAGAAAAGAUCCUAAUGUAGAAAAUAAAAUAGAAAUCACACAGCCUGCACCUUCCCCACAGCCUUCACCAAAACCAUCCCCUCAGCCAAGUCCAACGUUUAUCCGCAGAAGGAACUCUGCCCCGGGCACAGAUGAUGUCAAAUGUGGGAGCUUCCUUGAUAUCACGAACAUUCCACAGACACGUUCCUCUACAUCAAUCCAGGCAUUGCUUAAUACUGGUGUCCUGCCUAGAAGGUUAUCAGAAGAAUUGUUUGGGAGUAAGUACAGAGGUGAUUCGUCAGAAGAUUCAGAUUCAGAAUCCAGUUUGUUACAGUUGAGUAAACAAAGGGCUAAAGGUCAAAACCUUGAUGAGAUGGUUGUGACAGCUGCCAAAGAAAUGGGAAAAGAAUUGUAUGCUGAGCUCUCAUUGGAAGAGAGGAAAGAAAAACUUGAUACCAUGGUUUCCAAGCUGCAGAAAGAAAUAGAUAUUGAAUCUGAAAAUAAAACAGAAAUGAUCAAAGAGGAGAUGGAGUCAGUAGAUUCAAGUCAGAAAGAGGCUUUACAGCUAAAAAUAUCUAAAUCUGAUGAGAAAGUUGAAGCCUUGAUGAUGAUGAUGCUGCACUACUGUGCUGGUCUUCAAUAUUGUUUGGAGGAGGAAGAAGAAGAACGAAGGAAAGGUAAAGAAAAAGAUCAGAUGGCAAUGUUAGAACAAACAAUGGAGGUACAAAAGCUUACAGAACAAAUUCACAAAGACGCAGAACAAAGCACAUCUGAAAGCAGAGUGUUUGAUUGUAUUGAAAGUUCUAGUAGUGACUCAACAUUUGACAAUAUACGAUCUGAUAUUAUAUCUAGUUCUCUUGAUGAGGGAAGUUGUGAUAUUAAUACUGCUGUAAAAGAUGGAACAACAAAGGAGUUGGACAAUGGGUGUAUACCUGAAGAAGAAAACCUUGAAGUAGAAUCCACAUUUUAAUUAAGGCCUUUUUUAUUGCUAACAUACUUGUUGUAUUCCUCUAUUUUACAGUAAUUGUUGUUGUAUCCAUAAAGUUUUUUUUUUAAUUUUUUGUUAAAUGCAUUUUUGAUUGUAUGAUUAUAUGCUUCCGAUGUUUUAUUGUAAGUUAAGGAUGAAGAAUAUGUAUGUACAUAUAUGAACAAAUUAUUUUUUAUUUAUUUUAGAUAUAUAGUUUAAGUUUAAAUUUUGAUUAGACUUGAGUCUUUGAUAUAAUUUAUUUUUGUAUAAUCCUAUCCUGUAAAUUAUGAUAUUUUGUUAUUGGCAUAGAUACAAGUAGAAAAAUAGGCAUACAUAAUUCUUGUUUGAUACUUGUGGUGCACAAAUGACUUAACAGCAUGAGAUUUAACAAAAGGUCAGCUUGAUAUUAUUCAAUACAGUUGGAGGAUAUUUUUAUUACCUGAAAAAUUUUCUGUCGUAUUUUGUGAAAAAAAAAUAUUUUGAAAAUAAUAAUGAAUGAUCUCA